AUGGAGCCCUGGCUGCAAGAGCAAGCGAACGCCGCGGGCGGUAGGCCCACUCCUCUUGAUGGCCGCGCUUCCUACCAUCACUGGACAGGAAUCUUCAACGGGCAGCUGUUUACGUACCAUCACCUGGCCGCUCUGUUUCCCGAGCGUUACGCUCCUCACUCGGGAGAGAGAUUCCCGUGGCACUGUCCCGUCGUCGGCUGCCACGCAGUUCAUCAGUUUGCUGUGCAACUGGCUGGUCAUUUUACUGUUGUUCAUCUGAGUGCCCGUUUCCUCGAUAACCGCGAUGGUACCUUUUCGAACCUGGGCCCGCAAGAUGAUCCCCGCGGGUUUGCCUUCGUUGCUGCCCAAAGGCAGACACCACUUGGUUGGGCGGCACCAUUCCAGUUCGACCCGCCUUCGGAGACGAGCAGCGGCGCCGCCACGCCGGUACCCGAAAACGCCGACGACAACCCGGGUAACGGCGUGGCGGAGCCCGACGACGGCAGCGACGACGACGACGACUUUCCUGCGCAGACGAUACAAAUCCCCAUUGUCCAUCCCGUCGCCCAAGCCCACGCCGUCCCCUUCCCCAGCCUGCUUGUGCUCCGCACCAUCCACGACCACCAUCCCCGCGAGGAGCUGCCCGACCCCACCCCUCUCGAACUGGAGAUCUGGCCCUACAUCACGCGCUGGACUCUCUACCCUCUUCCCCUCCCCUCCCCUUCUACCCCCGCCCAUCGCACCCUCCUUGCUCUCCUCUCCUUUCCCCGCAUCCAUACCUUGCCGGUCUCCUGGCAAGAGCGCCUGCGAGCCCGUACCCCCUCCCUCGGCACCCUCACAACAAUCGCCCUCUACCUUGGCGGCAGAGCCGAGUUCGGCUCGCCCUGCCAGUCACACUGCGGGCAGCAUGGCGCCCUGGUGGAGAGGCUGUUUGCUGUCCAGAGGGAGGAAGCCUGGGAGAAUGGGCUGGGGCACUGGAAGUUCGAGAAGAAGUUUGCGUUUCCGAGGUGUGUGAAGGUGCCGGAGGCGUUGGAGGGGGAUCGGGAGGUGGAGGAGGUGUUGAGAGGAAGGCCGUGUUGUAACCAUUUCUUCAGGGAGUUGAGGGGUGCGUGGGAGACGAGCGAGCCAUUUCCACCGAGACCGCCGGGUGGUCUUGUUUGGAAUGGGCCGAUGUGGUAG
Neurospora tetrasperma FGSC 2508 is the source of this 1158-nucleotide messenger RNA. RefSeq lists its product as uncharacterized. The record is from RefSeq and is a predicted model, not a curated record. The transcript is spliced from 4 exons. Bases 1 to 1158 code for a protein of 385 amino acids. Lineage: Eukaryota; Fungi; Ascomycota; Sordariomycetes; Sordariales; Sordariaceae.